Molecule: messenger RNA, 1383 nt
Organism: Lachancea thermotolerans CBS 6340
Lineage: Eukaryota; Fungi; Ascomycota; Saccharomycetes; Saccharomycetales; Saccharomycetaceae
Gene: PUL3
Product: Pul3p
Exons: 2
Coding region: 1-1383 (460 amino acids)
Biological process (GO): transmembrane transport
Cellular component (GO): lysosomal membrane
Molecular function (GO): transmembrane transporter activity
Source: RefSeq, a predicted model, not a curated record
AUGGCAAACCAAAAAAACCAAAGCAGCCUUUUGAGGAAACUGGCAGUAAGCUUAAUCGCGAUUCAAUUUAGUUUGGAUUCAUGCGUAUAUCUGUCCAACGUGAUUCAAUACAUUCAGACACUUGAAUCAAAAAAUCCGGAGCAUUAUUUAUCUGUGCUGCAAGCUGUCUCCGCAGCUGUGCAAGUCGCCUCGUCAUUUUUUAUCGGCAAUAUUGCGGAAUGGGUUGGUUCUAUCAAGUGGAUUAUAAUUAUCCUUUACUUCUUGUCAUUUGCUGGAAACUUUCUUUACUCUUGUGGUGGGGCUAUAUCUCUCAAUACCCUUCUAGGCGGUCGAAUUGUAUGUGGUACUGCUUCCGCUUCUGCAGCAAUUGUCUACAGUUAUAUCACCUCAGUUGCCCAAGAAAGAAACGCAAUAUUUGAACUACUGACCAGCUACAGAACCUCCGCAGGGAUAUUUAUGGCACUUGGCCAAUUAGUUGCUAUCCUCUUUGCUCUAUGUGAUUUUAAGGUUGGGAACUACCGAAUAACGUCUUAUAAUGCGCCCACAUUUGCAUCAAGUUUCAUGAUUCUUAUUGUGGGCGUUUUCCUUGCUGUCUUACUUGAAGAUCCCAAGAUAGCUAAGUCCGAUGGCAAAAAGGGGAGCUUACUUGGCGCUUGGAGGCAAUUCUUUGAUGCGCCAGCUAGAAAGGUCUUUGCAUGCCUCAUUCUGCUCUGGACCAUGUUUCUUUCGACGUUAAUUGUUAGCGAAGUUCUUUACUUUAUGCCUGUUUUUCUAACUCUCCAGGUACAUUGGAAAACCGAAUACGAGGGGGCCGCAUUCAUGGUGGCAGCUUUUCUUGGAGUUGCCGGAAGUUUCCUUGCACCCAACUUAGUGAAGAUGAUGUCUGAGAGGGAAUCAAGCGAAAACUCCUUGUUAAAGAAAGGGAGAAGUAGCGAAGAUACAAAGGUAAUGAUACCAAUUGAACAGCUAAGAGCUGAUGUGUUUUACCGCAACCAAGUUCUCCUUUCCAUUUUUGCGCUGUUAAUCUUUUUAGCCGGCCAAGCGCUUAUCAUUGCCGCAUCGGAGGCUCUAUCGCACAAUGCGCUUCCCCCUACAAAUUCUGGCAUCCUCUUUGUAGCUGGCUUGUCAAUUGUCAUGGUCGGCUACAACUGCUUAGGAUCCAGUAUCCCAGCCAUCUUUUCCACACAUAUCGAUCCUAAGUUGAAAGUGCGACUGAUGCCAUGCAUUGGCGCUAUAUCAGGGAUUGGAAAAUUAGUGGCGCCAAUAGUUUUUGGCGCUCUUUACAAAACUUGUUUGGGCCUUCCAAUCGGAGUCGGGCUUGGGAUGAUAUUGGUGGGAAUUUCAAUUCCGCCCUUAAUUUGGUUAUUGAUGAAAAAAUACUGA